Messenger RNA from Girardinichthys multiradiatus, 2837 nucleotides. RefSeq names its product P2Y receptor family member 8 (gene p2ry8). The record is from RefSeq and is a predicted model, not a curated record. Gene Ontology annotation, biological process: blood coagulation; positive regulation of Rho protein signal transduction; thrombin-activated receptor signaling pathway. Gene Ontology annotation, molecular function: thrombin-activated receptor activity. The transcript is spliced from 3 exons. Gene Ontology annotation, cellular component: membrane. NCBI's taxonomy places the organism in Eukaryota, Metazoa, Chordata, Actinopteri, Cyprinodontiformes, Goodeidae. The coding region runs from base 660 to 1898 and encodes 412 amino acids.
ACUUUAUGAUUGUACCAGAAGGAUGAAAUGGUGUCUGGCCGGUGCCUUACAAAGAACAGACCUUCUUUGCUUAAUUGUGCUAUAUUAUAACCAGUUUUUGACAUGAACUGUGUCUGAGCAACUUUCCCCUAGAUAAAGCAGAACUAUGACAGUCAACAGGAAGCCAGGAGCACACACACGUCAUGAUCUUGUGAACAUGCUGAACUCUUGUAUUCUGUCUUACCUUUAAAGGAAGGCAUUCUGACAGCAUAUUACACAUGUUAUAUUUGUUUGUAUUUAGUUGUAUUGUGUGCUAUAGAGCCUAGAAGAUAAAUAACUUCUCCAUUACUCUUCUCUAAACAUCUGUAUUCUUUUGUUGAGGCAUUUAUAUUAUAUCACAUUGUAAUUAUAUUAUUUAAACUGCUGCUACUGACAGAAAGUGAAAUCAACACCCAUGGCAUGGUGGGAUUUCCCAAAGAACACAUAUUUGUGUUUGCUUUCAUUUCCAUUGUUGUUCACCAUACACUACCACUGUGUUGUACUUUUGUAUGGCAUGCUAAAAAAACGGAAUAGAUUGUUAUAGUGGAAACCUUUAACACUGAGGGAGAAAUAGUGUAAAGAUACAUGAGUGAAUGUGUGAUCUACAUGAGCAGCUCUAAUGUGGAGGAAGUCUUCGAUAUAUGACUGUGGCUGAAGAUUCCAAGUGUGAAUCAAGCAUGUGGCCGUUACUACAGUUGGUAGGAGGUUGUCACAUGGUGCAUUUCCUCUCAGUGGCACUGUAUCAAGUUCAGACCCCAUUUCCUCACCAGCCUUCCUCAGUAAGAGUAUCUGUGCCUCAUUCUCCAACUGCCAAACACGUGCCCACCUGCCUUAUUUGCCUCCCUGGUUACAAGGUAAAAAGUGGCCGUUAUCAUCCAGUCAUGACGGGGAAUUCCAACAGAACGCAGCUCGAUAAUGCCACCCUAUCACUGUUUCAGAAUGUGAAUACCAGCAAUGUCAUUUCUGCUAUAUACAUGGUUAUCACUGUCGUCAACCUGGUUGGAAAUGGCCUGUCAAUUUGGCUCCUGCUGUUUCGUACCUCCCCAAAGACUCCCACCAUCAUCUUCAUGAUUAAUCUAACUCUCACCGACUUGGCACUUGGCUUCGCCCUUCCCUUUCAGAUCUCCUACCAGUUCCAAGGAUACCACUGGAAGCUGGGUCCAAAGAUGUGCAGCUUCCUGACCCUUGUUUUCUACACCAACAUGUAUUGUUCUAUCCUGACAAUGAUGGCAAUCGGCAUUGACCGCUACCUGGGCAUUGUGAAACCCAUGACUUUCAGGAAGAACAAGAGGAGAAAGUCUGUUGCUGUCAUCAGCUGCCUCCUGAUGUGGGGUGUGGUUCUGGGUGUCCUGUACCCUCUCAUGACCACGGACCUGACCUUUGACAUCCCGGAACUUGGUAUCACUACAUGCUUUGACGUGCUGAAAAAAUCCAUGCUCCCGUCUUUAGCAGCCUGGGCGGCUUUUCUGUUCACCAUGGUGUUCCUACUGUUCCUCUUACCCUUCUGUGUCACAAUGUUCUGCUAUGUUAGCGUCAUAUAUAAGCUGUCCAGGGAUUCCAAGACAGCCCAGAAAGGAAGGGCCAUACGUCUGGCUGUUGUCGUUCUUCUGGUCUUUGUGCUGUGCUUUGCUCCUAACAACAUCCUCUUGUUGAGUCAUAGUGUCCUGAGACUCUUUUAUAACAAGUCUUUGUACAUGGCCUAUAAGCUUUCCCUCUGUUUUAGCUGUCUGAAUAGUUGUCUGGAUCCUUUUAUAUAUUACUUUGCUUCAAAAGAUUUCAGGCAGAAGUUGAGACAAAUAAUGAAUCUACAGAGCCUGAGUAGUGCAGAGUCUAUAAGGAUGGACAACAAAGAGACCUUGUACUCUGGAGAAGCAGAUUAGAAGGUGAAAAAACACAUUCAAGUGCCUUUGCUAUCCUGCAACCACCCUAGCAAUACAAAAACAAAAAAAGAUGUGAAAUGUGAAAGAAAACAAGUGACUACAAGAAAGGAGGGGUUUGAGAUUUUGCAACAUGUAUUCUUGAUUGAUAUUGCACACUCAUUUAUACAUCUCUUCCUUUGAACCAUGGAGCAAAAUAUUGAUAAUAGUUUUGAAACUAUAAUCUGUUAAACAGUGAUGAAAAUGUUUUUCACAGUAAGUCAGUAUGUUUCCUCCAUUUAUAUGUAAUCAAGUGAUUGGGCAAUGGGAAUGCCACAAGGAUGUAUACUGGGGCCAGUUAUUUAGCUUGUUUAUCCAUCAUCUUCCAUGGGUAUAUGAAAUUAUAACUUGAUAAAUACAGAUGAUACAGAUGAUUAUCAUAAGUAUAAGUCAUUGCUGAAGAUCCAAUCUCCAAUUUCAACAAACAAAAUCUGUAUCCAGGUGGUUGACUUGUUUCGACAUUAGUUUAAAAUAUUAAUUGCUGGAGAUUUUUGAACAACUUACAUAUAUUGAGAUCCUCAAAGUUUGCAGAGAACAUUGACUUGUUAUUGAACACAUACUAGUAAAGUAAAGUAAGAUUUUUAACAUUCCAUUAUUUUAUAUGAAGCAAAAAGAUUUUCCCAGUUUAAAAAUGCAAAUAGGUUUACCGGUCAUGUUUUAUUUGAACAUGACAUGAUGACUGUUCUUUUUGCAAAAUAUGUAGCAUGCAAAAACUGUGAAAUGAUGUAAAAAAUAUGUAUGUUAUGUUUAUCUAUUAUACCCACACAAUGUUUUAGUUUUAGGUUGUUGUCCUUUUAUACGUUUGUAAAAAUGGCAAUGUUCUGUGGUGUAUGAAUGUGUCAAAUUGACAGUAUUAACCUGUCUUUUUCUAAAAUACAUUAAAUAAUUUCUUCUCUGUUUUCA